Molecule: messenger RNA, 972 nt
Organism: Lolium rigidum
Lineage: Eukaryota; Viridiplantae; Streptophyta; Magnoliopsida; Poales; Poaceae
Product: probable inactive serine/threonine-protein kinase fnkC
Exons: 6
Coding region: 1-972 (323 amino acids)
Molecular function (GO): protein binding
Source: RefSeq, a predicted model, not a curated record
AUGGGCAACUCGUGUGCACUUACUGUUGUAAGAAUUAUUGUUGUUGUUGCAGGAGGAUCAAACCAGGGAUCCGACGACGCGGUGCAGGCAUCCUACAACUACAAGUGGACAAUCGAUGGUUUCUCCUCGCUUCUUGACAGGGGUACAGGCUGGACCUACUCAAAUGUGUUCCACAUGCGGGGGCUUAACUGGCACUUGAAACUGAAGCCAAGGGACACAAAGAGUGGCGACCCAAAUGAAUAUGUUUCUCUUCGGCUUCAGCUGACCAGAGAUUCUGUGAGGUCUGGCAGGGUCGUGAAGACAACUUUUAAGUUCUUGAUAUAUGACCAGUUAUAUGGAAAACACCAUCAACACCAAGUUAGCCACGAUUUCCAGAGUAAAAGCAGAACCUCUGGGACCUCAUGCAUGAUUCCUCUCGCGGCACUGAAGGAAAAAUCCUCUGGAUUUCUUGUCAACAAUAGCUGUGUUUUCUGUGUCGAUUUCAUCUCAGUUAACAUUGCUAAAGCUAAGGGUGCGUCAGAGAAUCUGUUUGUUCAGAAGAUGAACAACAUCUGCAGUAAACCCGAAGUCUACACCUGGAACAUUGAGGACUUCUUUGCAUUGGAGAAUCCGAGCUUCUCUCCAGAGUUUGAGCUCAGUGGACACAAAUGGUCCAUCAAGAUCUAUCCAUCUGGAGAUGAUAUGAAUGGGAACUACCUCUCCUUGUACCUGGUCAUGAAGGUGCCGGAUACACUCCACAAGAACUCUGCAAAACUGAUAGAAAGUAGCAUGUCCAUCAAAAACCUUGGAACUGGCAAGGACUUCACCACAGGAAAAGGUCGGGAGGAGUACUCGAAGAAUUUCGACAGUUGGGGAUGGGACAAGUUCAUAUCGCUGGAAGAUUUCAUAGACCCGGCAAAUGGUUAUCUAGUGAAAGCAAAGUGCUGCAUUGAAGUUGAGCUUGCUGUCAUUGGUUCCUCCAGGAUGAAGUAG